UCUCGUCAGUUUUUUGGAAAAUGGCGGAGGGAAAGUCACGUCGCGUCGCGCAGACCGAGGAUUUAUCAAACGUCGAGUUUGAAACUAGUGAGGAUGUCGAAGUUAUUCCCACUUUUGAUAAUAUGGGACUCAGGGAUGAGCUUCUCCGAGGGAUUUACGCUUAUGGUUUCGAGAAGCCCUCGGCCAUUCAACAACGUUCCAUCAAGCCCAUAAUGAAGGGCAGAGACGUGAUCGCCCAGGCACAGUCAGGAACAGGAAAAACCGCAACCUUCUCCAUUUCCAUUCUCCAAUCUCUGGACACACAAGUCCGAGAGACGCAGGUUCUGGUGCUGUCACCCACGCGGGAGUUGGCAGUGCAAAUUCAGAAGGUCAUCCUUGCUCUUGGAGACUUCAUGAACGUGCAGUGCCAUGCCUGCAUUGGAGGGACUAAUCUGGGAGAGGACAUCAGGAAACUCGAUUAUGGACAACAUGUCGUCUCAGGGACACCUGGCAGAGUCUUCGACAUGAUCAAAAGACGAGUUCUCCGCACAAGAGCGAUAAAAAUGCUGGUUCUCGACGAGUCAGACGAGAUGUUGAAUAAAGGAUUCAAGGAACAGAUCUACGACGUCUACCGUUAUCUCCCACCAGCGACUCAAGUGGUCCUGGUAUCGGCCACACUUCCCCACGAGAUCCUCGAGAUGACGAGUAAAUUCAUGACUGAUCCCAUAAGAAUUCUCGUCAAGCGUGAUGAGUUGACACUCGAGGGUAUCAAACAGUUCUUCGUGGCUGUCGAACGUGAGGAGUGGAAAUUCGACACACUCUGCGAUCUCUAUGAUACGUUGACGAUUACACAGGCAGUUAUCUUCUGCAAUACUAAACGCAAGGUCGAUUGGCUGACGGAGAAGAUGAGAGAGGCCAAUUUCACUGUUUGCUCGAUGCAUGGGGACAUGCCACAGAAGGAGAGAGACAACAUUAUGAAGGAGUUCAGAUCAGGACAGAGUCGAGUUUUAAUUACAACAGACGUAUGGGCACGUGGAAUAGACGUGCAACAAGUCUCCCUCGUGAUAAACUACGAUCUCCCCAACAACAGAGAAUUGUACAUCCACAGAAUAGGCAGAUCGGGUCGAUUCGGACGCAAAGGUGUCUCCAUAAACUUCGUUAAAACCGACGACAUCAGGAUUCUCCGGGACAUCGAGCAGUACUACUCCACUCAGAUCGACGAGAUGCCCAUGAACGUCGCUGAUUUGAUUUAAGUAAAAUAAUCGAGAGCAAAUCUAGUUUAGAGAGAGUUUAAUUAUCAGUCGGGACCUUUUUCUUUUACUUUGUCUAUUACUUUGAUAUACUUUCGUUUCAAGUAUUUAUGACCUUUAAUAUUCUAUGGUAAUUACUAACAGAUCGAAACGUUCGGUAUUCGAUCGAUGGGAAUAAUCUUCAAUUGGGUGUCAGCAAGCAUUUUGUUCAUUUGGAACUAAAGUAUUACGGAAAUAUCUUCGGGAUAAAGAGGUUUAUCAAAUCAUUUUUGCAGAGAUAUUCACAGAAUACACUUUUAGCACAUCCAGAUUUCUUCACUCAAACAAACUUGUAUAACUAAAUUUGUAUUGUAACACUUGUGAAUAUUAAAUACAUUUACUCUAGUAAAUAAUA
Diachasma alloeum is the source of this 1623-nucleotide messenger RNA. Its product is annotated as eukaryotic initiation factor 4A-III. Gene Ontology annotation, molecular function: ATP binding; RNA helicase activity; mRNA binding. The transcript has 4 exons. Lineage: Eukaryota; Metazoa; Arthropoda; Insecta; Hymenoptera; Braconidae. Gene Ontology annotation, cellular component: catalytic step 2 spliceosome; nucleolus. Bases 21 to 1232 code for a protein of 403 amino acids. The record is from RefSeq and is a predicted model, not a curated record.